Peronospora belbahrii is the source of this 957-nucleotide messenger RNA. NCBI's taxonomy places the organism in Eukaryota, Oomycota, Peronosporomycetes, Peronosporales, Peronosporaceae. The record is from the annotation of a GenBank genome assembly.
AUGUCUCUUGCUGCAAUGGCCGUUCCAACGACUGCCAGUACUACUGUGAAUGAGCAUUUACUUUCGACGAAUGACGGGCUUGCACGUCCGCGCAGACUGUCCGUAACAAAUGCAAAUGCGCUGGCUAAUUUCAGUGAGCUGGAAUCGCACUUUCGAAACCACCGUCUCGUGGUUUUCCUAGACUAUGACGGCACAUUGACGCCAAUUGUAAAUGACCCGGCAUUGGCACUGUUAUCGCCUACGAUGAAGGACACACUAGAAAAGCUGCGCGAGAAGUUUAUUACUGGAGUGAUUACGGGUAGGUCGCUGCACAAGAUUCAGGAAUUCGUGAGUAUCCCGCAGCUUUAUUACGCCGGUAGCCAUGGCUUUGAUAUUGAAGGUCCAGACGGCACCUCUAUUAAGAACCAAGUGGCGGCACAAUUUCUAUUAGACCUGCAUGGGCUUCGUGAUGAACUGAAAGAGCAGAUAAAAGACAUUACAGGAGCUGAAGUAGAAGACAACAUAUAUUCGGUGUCACUACACUAUCGAAACGUCGAUCCAGCUGUGCAGCCGCAGGUUUCAAGCCUCGCGUACAACAUGCGGGACAAGCAUUCACGUAUUAAAUUGAACGAAGGCAAGAUGGUUUAUGAGUUUAAGCCUAAGAUUGACUGGAAUAAAGGCAAGGCGCUGUUGUGGCUUUUACAAACGCUUGAGCUGGACGAGCAUGAUGACGUCUACACUAUUUAUAUCGGUGACGAUACUACUGACGAGGACGCGUUUCGACUUUUUCAGACGCACUACAAUCGCAAGGGCGUAGGCAUUGUAGUUACCGAGGAGAGCAUGUCGACGGACGCUUCGUUUACACUUCGUGACACCAAUGAGGUCUGUGAGUUUUUGAACCGCUUGAUUGCGUGUGAUGAACAUGUGAGAAGCGCACCGAGUAGUCCACAGCCAACAGAUCCCCCUCCGCCGCAGUAG